Messenger RNA from Ricinus communis (castor bean), 1449 nucleotides. RefSeq names its product probable leucine-rich repeat receptor-like protein kinase At1g35710. Gene Ontology annotation, molecular function: protein binding. Bases 1 to 1449 code for a protein of 482 amino acids. The transcript is spliced from 4 exons. NCBI's taxonomy places the organism in Eukaryota, Viridiplantae, Streptophyta, Magnoliopsida, Malpighiales, Euphorbiaceae. The record is from RefSeq and is a predicted model, not a curated record.
AUGGGUUCAAUCAACUUAUUCGAACCCACCUUGAGGGGGAGUGUUGGAAAAGGAAGAAAGUCAGAAGCAAAAGAGGUCUUAGAGGUUGCACAUGCUAGGUUGCUUGUGCAGACCUAUCAUCACAGACCUCAGGGUAAAAAGGAGCAACCUUUCCUGCAAAGCAGGAAAGCUUUUAUAGGAAAGUUGAUACAUUUGACAAAACUAUAUCUUGGUAACAACCAACUCUCUAGGUUAAUACCUCAAGAAGUUGGAUUGUUGAGAUUUGUUAUCAACCUUCAAUUAUCAUCUAAUUCUCUCACUGAUUCAAUCCCAUCUUCUAUAAGAAACUUGACAAAAUUAUUAAAUUUGUAUCUUUACAUCAACCAACUUUCUCGUUCAAUACCUCAAGAAGUUGGAAUGUUGAGAUCUGUCACUCACCUUGAUUUAUCAUCUAAUUCUCUCACAGUUUCAAUCCCAAAAUCUAUUAGAAACUUGACCAAACUUUCACUUCUUUAUCUUUAUCGGAACCAAAUUUCUGCUUCAAUACCUUAUGAACUUCAAAAUUUAAUAUUUGUUAAUGUCCUUGCAUUGUCGUAUAAUAAUCUCACUAAACCUAUACCAGCUUCUAUAGGAAACUUGAUAAAUUUGUCCACCCUAUAUCUUAGUAACAAACAACUUUCUGGUUAUACACCUGAAGAAGUUGGAAUGUUGAGAUCUGUCACCCACCUUCAAUUAUCAUAUAAUUCUCUCAUUGGUUCAAUCCCAUUUUCUAUAGCAAAUUUAACAAAAUUAUCAAUUCUUUAUCUUCACACCAACCAACUCUCCGCUUCUAUACCUCAAGAACUUAGAAUGUUGAGAUCUGUCACCGACCUUGAUUUAUCAUCUAACUAUCUCACAGAUUUUCGCAAUUUAUCGACCUUGAAAGUGUCGAAGAAUAGAAUUUCAAGAAAAAUACCAGCCGAACUUGCUAACACAACUCAGCUGCAGUCAGUUGAUCUCUCAUCAAACCAACUUGUUGGAGAGAUUCCUAAGGAAAUAGGAAAGUCAAAGUUGUUACAACUUCUUCUCCAAGAUAACAAGCUUUCAGGUGGUAUUCCUACAGAAAUCGGAAAGUUAUCUAGACUUGAACGCCUUAACUUGGCAGCAAACAAUCUAAGCGGGGCAAUUCCAAAGCAGAUUGGGGAGUGCUCAAAGCUAUUAUUCUUAAAUCUCAGCAUGAAUAAAUUUACAAAGAGCAUCCCUUCAGAGAUAAGCAAUUUACACGUUGUAGAAAGUGUUGAUCUUAGCCAAAAUCUAUUAAGAGAAGAGAUACCACAACAGUUUGGACAGUUGCAAAGCUUAGAAACAUUGAACCUCUCCCAAAAUUUGCUGUCAGGAUCCAUUAUGAGAAAAUUCAGUUUGGAUAAAUUUCUGACUUGUUUAUUAUUGAUUGCUACCAUAGUUUAUAUACAAAGUGGACCACGAAAUUGA